AGUCAUUGGUCCCUUUCUUUUGGUAAUCCUCGGCUAGGAAAGUGAUCGCACUAAGGUAAAUAUUGUUGUAUCUUAUCCGUGGUUGAACGCUGCGCUAUAUUGAUACGCUUAGAGAAUUAUAAACAACAUAAUCUGAUCUAUUUUUCAAUGCCCAACAGAUUAAUUCUGGUUGGACAACUUAAUAUCGACAGCGAUCGGACGGCUUGGUAACUCGAGGAGCCGGGUGUCGUUCAAAUGACGGUUGAGCAGCCAGUGAGGAGCAAUGUCGUCCGCUGAGAUAUGUUAGCUUGUUGACAGCUAGUCAACAAGCUAACGUAGUUAAUUAGCGUAGCUAAGACUCCUAAUUUAUCGAAAGCAUCGACAUGGCUUGAUAAUAUAGUAAUUGUUAGUCAAUAUAUUCCCUUUAGGGGAUGCUUAGUUGCAAACGAAUGCGUUGAGCAACAUAUUGUGUGAGGAUAAUAUGAGGACUUUCGAGUUAGCUUAGUUCGAUAGCUGAAAUCGUUUUAUUACCCAAGUGAUUUGUCAGUACAUUUGUGACCGUAUCUUCAAUAAUAUGUGACAGGGCUUCACGGCUGGUAUCUAGUGUUGCUCUAGCUUCCUCUUUAUUGGGGCUUGGCUUGUGGCUAAACGUGUUCUUGAGGUUACAUCUAUACUCUCCUACCUCUAUACUAUCAGUUUCUUUUUUUUUGAAAAUGAAAAACUGUGAGUAUCAACAAAUAGACCCACGAGCGCUCAGAACAUCGACCACCCGGACCUCCACCAACAAAAACGUACGCGUACGGAGGAAAUGGGAGGUUUUUCCUGGAAACAAUCGCUUCUAUUGUGAUGGCCGUAUUAUGUUGGCCAGGCAGUGCGGUGUGCUCCCGCUGACCAUCGGCCUUAUUUUCAUCACCAGUGGCUUAUUCUUCAUAUUUGAUUGCCCCUUUCUGGUGCAUAACCUCACGUUCUUCAUUCCAGUUAUUGGUGGGGUGUUAUUUGUAUUUGUCGUCAUCACCCUCUUUCAAACCAGUUUUAUAGACCCAGGGAUUUUACCCAGGGCUUUGCCGGAUGAGGCUGCAGACAUUGAGAAACAGAUUGAUAAUUCUGGAUCUUCAACAUACCGUCCACCUCCCCGCACUAAGGAGAUCCUUAUAAAUGACCAGGUGGUCAAGCUUAAAUACUGUUUCACAUGCAAGAUGUUCCGUCCGCCUCGGACAUCCCAUUGCAGCCUGUGUGACAACUGUGUUGAGCGGUUCGACCAUCAUUGUCCUUGGGUGGGGAACUGUGUUGGGAAGCGAAACUAUCGUUUUUUUUACGCAUUCAUAGUGUCACUAUCCUUUCUGACCUCCUUUAUCUUUGGAUGUGUGAUUACUCACCUCACAUUAAGAUCACAAAGUAUGAAUGGUAUCAUCCAGGCAAUAAAGGAGAGCCCAGCCAGUGUUGUCGAGCUAGUCAUUUGUUUUUUCUCCAUCUGGUCCAUUCUGGGUCUGUCAGGUUUCCAUACUUAUCUUGUGGCCUCCAAUCUCACAACCAACGAAGAUAUCAAAGGCUCUUGGUCCAGUAAAAGAGGAGAAGAAUCAGGGAAUCCGUACACCUAUAACAACAUCUUCACAAACUGCUGUGUGGUGCUUUGUGGGCCGAUGCCACCCAGCUUGCUUGACAGAAGAGGCUUUUUACUUCCAGAUGAUGCACCUCAAAUUGUGACCUCUGACACUGAGCUCCCUCAUUUCGUGGCUAAGAAUGACACAAAUAUGUGCACACAGGGCACAAAGGAGCUUUUAGAAUCAAUGGCACACUCUACAGUGAUCCAGAGCACCUGUGCUCCGGACACACCGAAAACCACCCCGGUCCCCCAAGAGAGUCUACUAAGGACCGUCUCUAUCACUGUCUCUCCCUCCAGCAAGUCUCCUUCUACCGGCUGCUCAGUCUGCCAGGCCCGGUGCCCCAUUGACGCUCCCUGCUCCCAGAGAGGGAACAAACAGGCCGCUCUUCACACCCAUAAACCCAUGUUGCGUGUAUCCAGCCCUCCCUACUCCCUUGGCCACAGUCCGAUCAUUCUUAGUGACACUCCCGACAUGGGCUUUAUCCCACUUAACUGAGUGCAGUAUCUCUGCCACCAGCAGCCUUGUGCAAACACUGUCCUCGCUUUUACAACUUUGAGAACAGCAUCACACUUUUUAAGAAACUGUGACAUACUAUACUCAGGAUCCUCUCAGGAAACAUGCCAUCUUUCAUCAAAUGGGAAUAAGCCUGCAUUGACUUCUUAAAUAUCAGAGGGAUUUUGAGAUUUUUUUUUGUACCGUUAACAACAUCAUACACUUGGUGGAGAGAAACGCAAAACAUCUUCAGAUGAUCAGUGUUUUACAGAACCUCAAGCCAUUUUUUUUCAGCCUUUUGCCAUCCGCUUAGAUCUAAUGCAAUAAUUAUAUACUUUGAAAGGUCACUUGGGUCUAAAAAAAGCCUUACUUCAGUCACUUCUGUUCAUUUUGGUGUUAAAAUACCUUCUACAAUAAAGUCAUUGUUAGUUAAAAAGUAUUCACACAAACAGCCAAGUAUUUAAACAGCAGUUAUGAAUGGGUAUCAGCGAGCUCAGGAUUCAAGGGUUAAUGAGUUAUCUAUGUACGCGAUACAAUGUUACUUUUGGUCCAAGGUUUAUUUUCUCCUGUAUAAUGUUGCGGCUACAAAUUAAUUAACAGCUUUUAUGUUUAUUUUGUGUCAUUUUAAUACAGGGUCUUUCCUUCAUUGAAAAAUUUUCGGUGGCAGCCCAAGUGAAAUUUGGGCGUCCUAAAGCAAAUGCAAUAGUAUUUGAUACAAUAUUUUCCCCCUAAGAUCAUUGUCUUCAUCUUGAGUUCUGCAUUUUUAGGUGGAAAGUGCUAGAGCACAGCGUGAACCACAGACCACAAAACCUGCGUGACCCAUUUAAAUUCUACUGAGAAUUUUCUACUUUAAAGUACUGUCAAGGAAGUCAAAUACCUUAAAGAACUAGUUAGCCCUAAAUUCAUAAACUGUAAUCUUGGGAAUGUGGAUGUUGACUUCCCAUAGCAUUUUGAGUUAGAAAAUUUGGUAACGCUAUUGUACAUUUCAAUUUUAACUAAUGCAUUAAUUAGUUAAUGCAUUAGGUAUCAUGAACUAACAAUGAAAUUUUUUUUUACAGCAUUUAUGAAUGUGAUAACUGUUAAAUUCUACAUAUACUUUUUAACAUUUCAAGUCAUAUCGACAAACAAUGUAUUAUGAGCAAACAUUAGUUAAUUCUAACUUAGAUUAAUAAAUUAUUUCAAAAGGUGUUUUUCAUUAUAAUUUUAAGAUUACCAAAUGUAAAGUGUAAUUGCAUGUAAUUGUAAUUGCUAUUAUAAUGCAUAUUAUGGCACAAAUUAUGUAUAAUGCAUAAUU
Sinocyclocheilus grahami is the source of this 3369-nucleotide messenger RNA. It is a transcript of the gene zdhhc18a, whose product is annotated as zinc finger DHHC-type palmitoyltransferase 18a. NCBI's taxonomy places the organism in Eukaryota, Metazoa, Chordata, Actinopteri, Cypriniformes, Cyprinidae. Gene Ontology annotation, molecular function: protein-cysteine S-palmitoyltransferase activity. The transcript has 9 exons. The record is from RefSeq and is a predicted model, not a curated record. Bases 693 to 2078 code for a protein of 461 amino acids. Gene Ontology annotation, biological process: peptidyl-L-cysteine S-palmitoylation; protein targeting to membrane. Gene Ontology annotation, cellular component: endoplasmic reticulum; Golgi apparatus.